AUGUACGACUUUGCGAUCUGUGGUGCGUUCUUAGCCCAAUUCCAUAAGAUCCAUGCCAUAUUUGGAUGCGCGAGUGUUUCGGUGGCUGCACAUGAGGUGGCGGGUGGCACUCUGGCGAUGGCGCGUGGUGAACCAGGAGCACACGGGUGGUGGCGCGUUGUGACUCCAGUGAGUGGGAUCGUGUGCCCAAGGUUAGGGAUUGCGUUAAUCUCAUUCAGAGGCCCCCAUGUUGAGAUGGUGAAGAUGAAUAAUCAAAGCAAUCUCCAAGUCACUUUCUCUAAACGUCGAGCCGGACUUUUCAAGAAGGCAAGUGAAUUGAGCACCUUAUGUGGGGCUGAUAUUGCUAUUAUCGUUUUCUCACCUGGUCGAAAAGUUUUCUCUUUUGGCCAUCCUUCUGUUGAGACCGUGGUGGAACGUUUCAUUAGUGGUAAUCCACCACAGGUUACUUCAGGAACUGAGAAACUCAUUGAGGCUCAUCGAAACACCAGUCUUCAUGAGCUCAACAUGCAGCUUACUCAGAUUCUUAACCAACUCGAAAUUGAAAAGACGCGAAGCGAGGAGCUUAACCAAACGAAAAAGGCCAAUGAGAAUGAAUGUUGGUGGAUGGGUCCUAAGGAAGAUCUAAGCUUGGCACAACUUCAACAAUUAAAGGCCUCUCUUGAUGAGACGAAGAAGAUUGUGGCUAAGCAUGCUGAGAAUAUUGUGCUUCAUACCUCAAAUACUCAUCUUCCUCAUCCUCAUCUUCCACAUCAUCAUCAUCAACCUCAUCAUCCUUUUUUUCUGAGAAAUUCUUCUAGUGGAACAGGGCUUCAAUCUGAGACAAGGCCGGCUGGAUUCAGGUCUAGCGUUGUUCUAUUCAACAAUCCAAACAUGAUGCCUCCAGGGUAUCAUGGAUUUCACCAAAGAUUCUUCUAA
This is a messenger RNA of Carica papaya (papaya), 915 nucleotides long. NCBI's taxonomy places the organism in Eukaryota, Viridiplantae, Streptophyta, Magnoliopsida, Brassicales, Caricaceae. The record is from RefSeq and is a predicted model, not a curated record.